This is a messenger RNA of Silurus meridionalis, 1520 nucleotides long. It is a transcript of the gene rabac1, whose product is annotated as Rab acceptor 1 (prenylated). Bases 324 to 893 code for a protein of 189 amino acids. Gene Ontology annotation, cellular component: Golgi apparatus. The record is from RefSeq and is a predicted model, not a curated record. NCBI's taxonomy places the organism in Eukaryota, Metazoa, Chordata, Actinopteri, Siluriformes, Siluridae. The transcript is spliced from 6 exons.
GAAGUCGUUCUUUUGCUAAGAGAGUCACCAUCCUCGAAUGCAGAGUCUGUCCUUUCUACGGUUUUUUUAAUUAACAUUUUGGACAGUAAAUUCGUAGAAUAAUUACAGUCGCUGACAAGUACAGUAAUAAGUACAAAGGACAUUUGUGGAAGCGGAAAUAUUUAGUGUGAUUUAGUGUCAUACCGCUAAGGGGCGAUAGCGGGUAAGGGACAGAAAGCGUCAUUGUACCGGAAGCGAAGUCAAAUCCACACGGUCUUCCACAUCAGCACAUCCGUGUUUCAUCGAAACAACGAAAACAUCGUUGAUAUACACAGUGCGGAGAAAUGGAGAUGAAGGCGGGUGACCCUUUCAGCGACGAGGCCCAGGAGAUCCCUGCAGCACGAAUGAUCAGCCGACUCUUUCCCAAGGGCUUAUCCGGGAAUGUGGCAAAGGAGUGGUUCGACCGUCAGCGGAAGUCGAUAAGGCCCUGGAACGGCUUUGUGGACCAGCGCAAGUUUUCCAAACCGAAGAACUUCGGCGAGCUGUGCCAGCGUGUCGUGCGCAACCUGGACACGUUCCACAGCAAUUACACCUUCAUCUUCUUGGCACUCAUCCUCUACUGCAUAAUCAGCUCUCCCAUGCUGCUGAUCGCUUUGGCUGUUUUCGUCGGAGCCUUUUACAUUAUCCACCUGAAGUCACUGGAGUCCAAGCUGGUUGUUUUUGGACGGGAGUUGACUCAAGGUCAUCAGUUGGGACUGGCUGGAUCAGUGUCUUUACCGGUCUUCUGGCUUGCGGGUGCCGGUGCAGCAGUUUUCUGGGUGCUGGGAGCUACGAUGGCCGUGAUCGGCACCCACGCUGCCUUCCGUGAACUGGAGCAGUCGGACAUGGAGGAGCUCCUGAUGCAGCCGGUUUAACUCCUCAGCUAUUUCAACAUCGAGCAUUGUUUUGCUUGCACAUUGUUACUGCUUUCUUAAAGGUUGUGGUGGAUGAACUAAAUAUUUAAUCAAUCACUGAUCUGUGGAUAGACUGUUAUUCUGGAAUCUUCUGUUUCACUUCAGAGAAACGGUGUCUAGGAAAUAGAUGAAACGAGCGGUUCUAAAUGCUCCUCAUGUUACAAACUGAAGGACUGCACGUGAACCAUGCAUUCAGAAAGAAACGAAUAGAAAUCAAGUCAAGGCUGAAACGAAGAAGAAACAAGGAUGCAAAUAUUAAGGAUUGAAAUAUUAUUAAGGAAGGUUUUCGGGGUUUUGGUAAAAAAUAUGUAAAAUAAACCAGUUUUUGUGUAUGAAUAAAAGGAUCUAUCCUGGUGCCGGUCAGCAUUAUUAUCAUGGUGUUGCUUAUUGAUGUUGUAAAUAGUAUCCAUAUGAUAUGCAGUAUCAAAGUCCUUUACAAAACGCAUGAUUGCCCGAGUGCUUUCCUUUGCCAUACUUUCAUUUGUAUUUUAAAUCACAUGAUAUUUUGAAUCUUCCCUUUUAUCUUUGAUCUUUCUGUGUUGUAUUGUCAUCAAACGGAAAGUGCAAUAAAGUCCGCCGCCUGUAAAA